AUGGAGAGCGAAAAAGCUGAGGAGGCAAAUGUUGUGCCUUCUGAUGGGAAGUUGGCGCCUCGUUACUCAUAUCUAGAGAUCAAGGAGGCCCAGCGCGUGUGUGGUGAGAAGAUGAAUGCAGCAGCGUUGAAAGAGUGUGGGUCGGUUUCUGCUGCCCAGCAGCAGAUCUUCCGGGCACAUGUCAACGACUUGUGCGCAACUGUGUUUGCAGCCGCACUCAGGAAGUACAAUCCGGAAGACAAAGAGGAGAUGGCUCCUUUAGACAAAAAGAUGGCGGCCAAGCUCCAAGAGUUGGAGACAAAGCUCAAAGAAAAAGAAGCAGCUGUGAAAAAACUUCGGGAACGAGUGCCGAAGAUGGCAGCAGCUAAUGCUCGUCGGGAGCUGGCAAAGGCACGCAAGCGUCACGUGAAUGUUCUCGUUGCUGAGCCGGAGCUGACCGCGGAUAUAAAUGCUGAGCUAACAGAAGAGGAGGUUGAAUCGCUGAAGGCAGCAUACGUGAAGACGGCGUCUUCAAUCGCGGUUACAAACGCCAAGCUUUCGCAAGCCAUGAGUCAAACAACUGAGACGAUUGCAAUUGUGGAGCAGGCGAUCAAGCGACCGAAAACUGAAGUUGAUAUUGCCAUGGAGAAUAGUCCACACAAAGCAAAAGUGUUGCUCGAUGAGCAGGAAACGAGCAGCUUACAAAAGAUAUCUCCAUUACGCACACGCUUGGCAUUACAAAUAAGUGCUUCAAAGGAUGUAUAG
Molecule: messenger RNA, 744 nt
Organism: Plasmopara halstedii
Lineage: Eukaryota; Oomycota; Peronosporomycetes; Peronosporales; Peronosporaceae
Exons: 7
Coding region: 1-744 (247 amino acids)
Source: RefSeq, a predicted model, not a curated record